AUGAAAGGGAUAUCUGUGCAGACAGUAAAUGACACUGUUGCAGGCAUAAUAUUCCUCGGUGUUCGAAGAUACAUGCAAGAAACUGACAUAGAAUCCAGCAAUUCGCAAUCAACAGCAUUGGUGCUUCUCAACACAAGGAACGUUGGAGGUUAUAUGUCAGUAGAGGAAAUGGAAAAAACACAUUCAUGGGGGAACCAAUUUGCAUUUUUGCAUAUAAUGAUGCCUGAAUUAAUCAACGAUAAAAACUCCAACAUUCUGGAUUUUAUCUAUAAAGCACAUAACCAAAUCAUGAGGCUCAGGAAUUCACCAGCAGUCUAUCUCACCGCUCAGUGCCUAGAGCUUAUAAGGAAAUGCAGAGGACCUGAGGCAGUAGCUGAACUCGUCCAUAGUACACUGAAUAAAUCAAGCAUGGCAAUAACAAACAUGAUAGGUCCAGUUGAACAAGUGACGUUGGCUGAUCAUCAAAUAAAAGGCAUGUACUUCAUGGUUGUGGGCAGCCCUCAGAGCCUGGUAAUAACAAUUAUGAGUUAUGCACAAACUUUGAGGAUUGGAAUAGGAGCUGAAAAGGGCUUCAUAGAUUCACAGAGGUUGAACUCGUGCAUCAAGAAUGCGUUCAACUUAGUAUCAGAGGCAGCUACAAAGACCGGAUAA
This is a messenger RNA of Chenopodium quinoa (quinoa), 651 nucleotides long. RefSeq lists its product as uncharacterized. The transcript has 4 exons. Gene Ontology annotation, biological process: triglyceride biosynthetic process. Bases 1 to 651 code for a protein of 216 amino acids. NCBI's taxonomy places the organism in Eukaryota, Viridiplantae, Streptophyta, Magnoliopsida, Caryophyllales, Amaranthaceae. Gene Ontology annotation, cellular component: plasma membrane. The record is from RefSeq and is a predicted model, not a curated record. Gene Ontology annotation, molecular function: diacylglycerol O-acyltransferase activity; long-chain-alcohol O-fatty-acyltransferase activity.